Molecule: messenger RNA, 1628 nt
Organism: Polychytrium aggregatum
Lineage: Eukaryota; Fungi; Chytridiomycota; Chytridiomycetes; Polychytriales
Exons: 1
Coding region: 183-1235 (350 amino acids)
Source: RefSeq, a predicted model, not a curated record
AAACAGAGGGGUGGAUCUGACCAACAACAUCCACCCCAACAAUAAGCCACAAAUUGAUUUCUUGGCAUUCCCCGAAUACAAAAGCCGGCCCACUGCCUUUCGUCUGUAGAUUCUCUCCCGUCUCUGAUCGCUCUUGCUUGCUCGCUGCCAACACCGCCGACACCGCCAGCGCCGUCCAAGACAUGCAGCAGUUCAUAUCACUCCCAAGCACCAUCCUCAUUGAAAUCGGUCUCUGGACUGAUUCGACCGAUAUUUUCCGAACGAAUCGCUUCUUUUACAGCCUGUGGAAGCUCAACUCGACCCGCUGUCGCUUUCUGCUGCGGCGAUACGGGCCCGCUUCGGUGCUCUUCCGCCCCGAGGUUACCCUGCCCACCAACCACCAGAACACACAGCCCCGUCGCAUCAAGCGUUAUCGGGGCUUCAACGUCGCCAUGUUCAUGGCGCUCGUCCAACAGUUCGGAGCAAAGUUCAAAUACGCACCGCUCUUCCCGGGCGAGUCCGAGCGCUACGACCGCACCGACGUCACAAGCAGCCUCUGGAAGAGGCUCAACCACGAGCUGGCGCUGUCGUAUCCGUCCGGGGCUGGGUCGAUGCCGUUUGCCGGGGAUGCUGAGGGUCCCGACAGCCUCGUCUUCCAGCUGGGCGACCCGUGGCUGUGGGCGGUGGGCUGCGGCUCGCCUGAGCCGCUGAGGUUCCUGCUUGCCGAGGGAGCCGAUCCCGGAGCUCGACGUAGCGCCCGGGAAAGGGAUCUGAUGCUGCUUGGCGACCUGGCCGUCACCAAGGCGCUGAAUCAAUGCUUCCGCAGAGGAAGCCUGGAGCCCAUGUGGGUACUGGACGAGCUGGCACCCUACCCGGACUACCAGCAUUUCCUGGACACGGCCCUCGAAGCUACAUUUGUGACCCUUCGGCGCCAUAUCGGCCCGAGCCCGAUCCAUUGCGACAGCGACCAGCAGGCCAUCAAGAUGCACUAUCGGAUAGUCUUCCAGUAUUUGUGCAAUCGCGGCGCACGGAUAGGUCCCGACACCAUGCGGGUGGGCAUCAACUUUGCCCACCGUUUAUGCACUGACCCUCACGAGCUCGACCUUAUUCAUAGUCUGUUCAACGAGGCCGCCAAGACCGCCUAUCGAGAGCUCAUUCCACCGAACCAAGCCCGCAACUUUGUUGACGCGGCGCAGAAGGCAAGAAACGAGCCAGUUGCGGCUUACCUCAAGGACUACUUUGCCGUCUCGGAGUAACGACAUGGGAACGACCUGGAGGCCGUUCGCUGGCCGCUCCUUCUUGUUGUGGCGGAACAGCCGCUCAAAGCACCUGGGUGCCCUCAGACCCGAAGCAUAUAUCUCCUUCAUGAAGUGCAUGGUUAUUGUGGGGGGCAAGCGCGUGCGAAUGAACUCUCAUGCAAGAAAUGCGGACCAUCAGAAAGAGCAGCGGGAAGUUCGAUUCCAUCAAUGGUCGGUAACCACGAGCCGAUGCCGAAGGCUGCUGCGACACUGGUGAUUCUCUCAAGCCCGAUCGAAUCAUCCAGCCAAAGGGAGCACUCAUGUCCCGCCAUUGCAGUUGAAUGAAGCACAGGGCACAGGCCACAGUCUCAAAUCUAUUUUGAUGGCACAGAGCCAAAUGAAAUAAAAGAA